CUAAAACGCUUCUUGGAUUGACCAGGAAACAUGGCUGAAGGAUGCCGUGCUUGGCUUGUUCCCAGAUACGCGAGAUUGUUCUCCAUCUUUGGUAAACUUUUUUCGCAGCGAAAAGCGAGCUUCUGGAAACAUUCAAAAUAAAAGAGCUCCACAGACUCCAUCGGAGUUGAACCAUAGAUCACUUUCCCCUGCUAUUCCAUUGCAUAAUCGAGCUCUUGAGGAAUCAGUUUCAUGUACAGAUUUAUCUCGACAUCUUGGCUCAGCGGUAAAGCAGUUAGCUCCCUCCAAUUUGCAGGGCCCAUUCAUAGAAGGCAAGACUGACAGUGGAAGCAAUGGUAGCAAACCAUCGGUUCAAUUGAAAAGAAAUUUUGGUGCACAUCACAAAAAGUUUUGGGAAAUAUGGUUAGCCCCAAAUAACAUGGCUGGAAAGAUAGUUUUUGUUACAGCAUUGGGAUGCUUUUUGUUUGCUACCUUUAAGCUAAUGGGUAUGCAGUUGUGGAGGAUGAGAAGUGCAUCGAGAUGGGAUUUGAACAAACAAAGGGUGCAUACAAGUUUCCUUGCCCCAGCUACAGAUUCUUCUCUAGAUCCAAGUUUCGAGCCUCUUUGCAUUAAAGGAAAUGCUGUUGCUGGUGGACUUAAGAAGUUGUUGUCAGUGAUUAAGCUGCAGCCCAGGAGCCGCCCAGAUGCUGCAGAUUUGCAAGAUUCUUGCCUUUCUGCCAGUGCAGUGUCAUCUAUGACCACAGUAUUCAAGAGGCCAAUGCCCAUGGAUGAAGCUGAAAACCUUGUUAAGCAGUGGGAAGCUACUAAAGCCGAAGCUCUUGGCCCUAAUCAUGAAAUUCAUGUCCUCUUUGAAGUCCUAGAUGAGUCGAUGCUUNACCCUCUUUGCAUUAAAGGAAAUGCUGUUGCUGGUGGACUUAAGAAGUUGUUGUCAGUGAUUAAGCUGCAGCCCAGGAGCCACCCAGAUGCUGCAGAUUUGCAAGAUUCUUGCCUUUCUGCCAGUGCAGUGUCAUCUAUGACCACAGUAUUCAAGAGGCCAAUGCCCAUGGAUGAAGCUGAAAACCUUGUUAAGCAGUGGGAAGCUACUAAAGCCGAAGCUCUUGGCCCUAAUCAUGAAAUUCAUGUCCUCUUUGAAGUCCUAGAUGAGUCGAUGCUUGUUCAGUGGCAAGCUUUGGCUGAUGAAGCAAAAGCUAGGUCGUGUUUUUGGAGAUUUGUCUUGCUGCAAUUGUCAAUCCUGCGAGCAGACAUUAUAUCAGAUCGGGAAGGUAAGGAGAUGGCAGAAAUAGAGGCUCUCCUGGAGGAAGCAGCUGAACUUGUGGAUGAAUCUAGGCCAAAGAACCCGAAUUAUUACAGCACUUAUAAAAUUCGUUAUGUUCUAAAGAGGCAAGAUGAUGGUUCGUGGAGGUUCUGUGAAAGUGAUAUUCGAACGCCAUCAUAA
Messenger RNA from Ilex paraguariensis (yerba mate), 1435 nucleotides. Lineage: Eukaryota; Viridiplantae; Streptophyta; Magnoliopsida; Aquifoliales; Aquifoliaceae. The record is from the annotation of a GenBank genome assembly.